Brettanomyces nanus is the source of this 1308-nucleotide messenger RNA. RefSeq lists its product as uncharacterized. NCBI's taxonomy places the organism in Eukaryota, Fungi, Ascomycota, Pichiomycetes, Pichiales, Pichiaceae. Gene Ontology annotation, cellular component: cytoplasm; Rpd3L-Expanded complex; Rpd3L complex. Bases 1 to 1308 code for a protein of 435 amino acids. Gene Ontology annotation, molecular function: histone binding. Gene Ontology annotation, biological process: regulation of gene expression. The transcript has a single exon. The record is from RefSeq and is a predicted model, not a curated record.
AUGAGUUCAGAAGAGAAGGAGAGUAGAAAAGCCACGGCAGUUCCAACGGCAGUUGCCACCGAAAGCCCGCAAUCGGGAGAUGAAAACCAAGAUGAGGAACUGACCAUUGUUGAAGAGUACAAACUCUGGCGAAAGAAUUGUCGUUACAUGUAUGAUUUUAUCAGCGAGACUGCAUUGACCUGGCCGUCAUUAUCCAUCCAAUGGGUUCCUAAAGGCACUUUUGAAAACAAGACGAAAGAUACAAAGUAUGCCACUUUGAGAAACAUCUUACUCACAACACAUACGUCCGGAGAGGACAUCAACUAUUUAAAAAUUGCAUCCAUGCAGGUGCCUAAAUCGAUUUUCCCUGAAGCAGAGCCGAUGACACCCGAGGAAAUGCAGACUGUGAACUCACGACUCAAGAUUUCAAAGAAAUUUGAGCAGAAUUGUGAGAUAAACCGUGCAAGAUACAUGCCACAGCAUCCCCACAGUGUGGCUACAAUCAAUGGCCAGGGAGACACGUAUGUUUACGAAUUGGACAGUAAAAUGAACGAGGAAUUCAAAACUACACUCGUUCAUCAUAAGGCAAAUGGAUUUGGACUUUCAUGGAAUCCAGUGGUGACAGGAGAGCUUCUUACUUCGAGCGAUGACAAUACCGUAGCAUUGUGGGACUACAAGACCCAGAAAAAGGAACCAAUGCUGAAACCGACUCAUGUAUACGAUAAUCAUACUGAUAUUGUGAACGAUGUCAGAUGGCAUAAUUUUUCAGGAAAUACGUUUGGAUCUGUUUCUGAAGACAAGAAAUUCGUGUACAUGGAUAAGAGAGUUUCUUCACCUUCCAUUAGCACUGCUCUAAGUGAUAAUACGUCAUUUAAUACACUCUGCUUUUCGAAAUUCUCAGAAAAUUUGUUCGCACUGGGAGGAGAAGACUCUAACGUGUAUCUCUACGAUCUAAGAGACACCAGUAGACAACUACAUAUUAUGAUGGGCCAUACUAAGCCAAUUACUAAUGUGGAAUGGGAUCCAUUCCAUGAAAAUGUAGUGGCGUCAUCAUCAAUGGACAGAAGAAUUAUUUUGUGGGACAUCAAUAAGAUUGGCGAGGAGCAAUUACCGGACGAAAUGGAAGACGGUGUACCUGAGCUACUUCUGAUGCACGGAGGACAUACGGGUGGUGUCAAUGAUUUCCAGUUCAGUACUGAGAUUCCUUGGUGCGUGGCAAGUUGUUCUGACGAUAAUAUUGUUCACGUUUGGAAAGUGAGCCGCAAAGUUUUGGAGGAAAACGGCGAAGAUGGCUAUAAGAUCGAUGUAGAUGUUAGUGAUUUAGAGUAA